AUGGAAUUAUCAGUAGAGGACACUAGCAGUCGGCACAGACACAGCACUGACUUCUUGACAGGAUCUCUUGAUAGAGGCUUGGGCAUCUUCAGCACUGAGUUCUUAAGUACUGGGCCGUCUCAGCACCGACCUCUUAACAGACGCUUGGACUACCUCGGUCCUGAUAUCAUGGUAGAUCUGCUGGAAAUCGCGACCUACCGCGAAGGCUGCCUCGGUCUGGCAGUAAAUGACUUUAUGCCGUACUUGAUUUACAACCAGACAUCUAGACAGUUCGAGGGGUUCAUGUUAGACGUGCUGGACAUUAUUUUUGGACGUUUGGGGUACUGGCAAUAUGGUAAUAUCUCUGUCACUGCCCUUUCGGCCGCCGUGCCUGCCUCCUUCAGCUACUACUUCGUGCCCGAGACCGACGCAGGAGCUGGCCAGAGGGACGAGAACGGCACCUGGGACGGGGUCAUAGGCCUCGUGCACCAGGGGAUCGCUAACAUGUCCGCGACAGGUUUAUCUCUGUCUCCCGAACGCCUUGAGGAUAUGGAUGUCACAGAAUACCUCUAUUUGGAUGAGAUGUCGGCAGCAUACAAGCGCCCGGUGCUGCAGUCCGACAUAGCGGGGUUCCUCAAGCCGUAUUCACUCCUGAUGUGGAUGCUCGUUCUUGUGGCCACAGCAGGUGUUUUUGUGGCUAUCUGUUUGGUGCACCUGGCUUUCAACAGGGUGACGCAAAACCAUUCCAGCGAAGACAGAAGUUUCCUCCAAGCCUCGGAAUUAGUACAGGAGUCUGCUGCAUGGACUCUGUCUGCUCUCCUUGCCCAGUCGGUGGCCAGUCCCCUCCGCGGCGGCGACUCUGUCCGUCUCGUGACCGGCGUGUGGCUCCUCGCGUCCCUUAUCGUGGCCACCGUGUACCGCUCCAACCUGAAGGCGAUGCUGAUCUUGCCGAAGCUGGAACUCCCCUUCAACAGCCUGGAGGAGCUGGUCGAGACGGACCUGCCUGUGUGGGUCCGCAUGGGGUCGACCGCGCAUGAGGCCAUCUUGAACGCCGACGCAAACACCACCUUGGGCAAACUCCGGAAGCAGAUGUAUCACGGCCACCGCUACGAAGCUGUGACUCGACUCGACUCCGGAGACCACGUGUUGGCUGUACCUCGGUCGUCUCUUCAGCAGAUGCUUCAUAUGUCGUUUUCCAGGACCGGCAAGUGUAUCACCUACAUCAUGUCCGGAGGCUUCAUGCAGACGACCACCUUGAGUUUCGUCAUCCGGAAGGGGUCUCCGCUCAAGGCACAGAUGGAUCCUAUCAUCCGACGCCUGCGCGAAUCCGGCCUCCUGGACUACGCUUACCACCGCGCCAUUGCCAAUAGUACGGAGUGUCUGAAGGAAAUACGAGUAAAUCCUUCAGAUAACAGCAGGGUGCUUGUCUUGGGCGAUUUCUAUGGUAUAUUCCUCGUGUACGCAGCAGGAAUAGCCAUCGCAUCCCUGACCUUCCUGGCUGAGGUUCUCGCCCACCUCUUCAAGUGGGCCGAUCCUGCUCCCUAG
Messenger RNA from Penaeus indicus, 1524 nucleotides. RefSeq names its product glutamate receptor ionotropic, delta-1-like. The record is from RefSeq and is a predicted model, not a curated record. The coding region runs from base 1 to 1524 and encodes 507 amino acids. Gene Ontology annotation, cellular component: membrane. The transcript has 12 exons. Gene Ontology annotation, molecular function: ligand-gated monoatomic ion channel activity. NCBI's taxonomy places the organism in Eukaryota, Metazoa, Arthropoda, Malacostraca, Decapoda, Penaeidae.